AUGUGGGUUAAGGAUGUCCUAGGGAAGCACGGUGGGCAGAGAACACAAAACCACGCAAAAAGUGGGGUGGGAAUGAACAGGCGGGGCAAUGCCUUGGACCAGUGUCACUCAUUCGGGGAGGGUGUCACUCAUUCGGAGAGGGUGGGCAGCGGUUCGACGCAAGGAACCAGGGGGAAGCGCUUCCGCUUUUUGUCCUGUCCGCGCAAUUCCCAGCCCUCCGUGCGCCUCUCCGCUUCCGGGAAAGGCCGAGGUCUGUCGGGCCUAGCAGUUGCGCAUGCGCAGAAUACAGCGGCAGUUGCACGCCUGAGUCCGAGCUGCACGAGUGGGUCACGCCUCCUGGCACUUGCUAAGGAACAUGUGGGUGCGCGGGAAAGACCAGCCCUCUGGACUUGUUCUCUCAAGGCAUUGAAAAAUGGCACAGCCACUGGAAAACUGAUAGAUUCUUACCAAGUUAAGCAUAACAUAAGACAAAGAUAUUUCACUCCUGGUGAAUUAGACAAACUGAAUGUGAUGCAUUCAUACUAUGGAACACUACUCAGCAGUAAAAGAGACACGUUCUUGGUACAUACAUACAACUUGGUCUUUCAGAGGACCAGUGGAAGUGAUUUUAUGCAGGGUAAAUGCCCUGAAGUGAAUGAGCCAUCAGGAGGACAGGAAGAGAAUCUGCGUAAGUGGAAGAAAUGUGUUGAACAAAGUGACUGUGAGGAAAGGGCCUUCAUUGUCAUUCUGAAAACCUGCUUUCCACUCUGACUUCUGGGGCAUGGCUGGAUCUUGCUUGAAAUCUCCAGCGACUGCAGUGUACCUGUUCAGCAGCAGCCCAUGUAAUGUUGGUGACAUCGCUGUGUCAGUGUCUUCGAGAUCAAUACAGCCAGGAGUGGAAGCUGACUUCUAUAACUAUAAAAACAAGUUGAGAGAUAGCAAGAGGCUGUCAGGAAGAUAGCUAUUACCAACAUUAUUAUUGUUGUUGUUAUUGUUAUUUUGUCUUUUUUAAGACAGGGUUUCGCUAUGCAGUUCAGGCAGACCUUGAACUCACUUUAUAGCUCAAGCUGCCCUUGAACUCACAGCAAUCCUCCUUCAGCCUCCCAAGGGCUGUGAUUACAAUGUGUGCCACCACAUCUAGCUGUUUUCAGCGUUAUUAUAUUUGAAAUUAUUCCUGUUAACAAGAAAACAAGUGUUUGUACAAAUUCUGUCUGCAAUAUCCACCAUUACAUUAAAUUGGUAAAAAUUUAAACUGGCUCUACUGCAGACUCUGUCUUCAUAUAUUAAUGUUUUAUUUUUUGAGCAUCGUUUUACAGUGGACCUUAUGCUGAAAUCUAGUGUUUUUGUUUUUUGAGAACAUGGAGAAUGUUACAUUCUUACAGAAACAAAUCCUCAAAGGAACAGUUUUAACAAGAUCUCCAGAGUGCUUCCAUUCUCCACAGCAUGGACCUUCCGUCAUUUUAAUGACAAUUGUCACUUCGAAAUGCGGAAUAAGAUUCAAAAGCAAACAUACACUUUUAAGAGUAUACAGAGAGUUAAUGAAAAACAACAUCUAAUCUUUUAACAAUAAAUCUCUAAACAAUAGGAGGAUAAAUUCCUGCCUUUCCUCAUUUAAUGCUGUACUUGACACAUAAUUAUAAAAUGUUUACUAUGGGUCAGGUACUAUUCCUAACACUUUACAUAUAAUAACCCAUUUAUUUCUCAUAACAGAAUUCAGAAGUAGGUAUUAUUAUUAUCAUGCAUAUUUUACAGAUAAAGAAACUUGGGAAUAGAGAAGUUAAAUAUCUUGUUAAGCCUAGGAGGUUGCUGAACUGGAUUUUGAAGAUUUCAUACAAUUUGACUCUAGUAUGUUAUUUUCUUCUAUUUUUCAUGUAUGAGUGCCUUAGAUGGCUUUCUGUUGCUAUAACAAAGUACCUGAGAUAGAGUAUCUAUAAAGAAGAGAAUUAAAGGGCUUACAAUUCUGGAAGCCAAAGAGUAUUGGGUCAUUAUCUGCUCAACUUCUGGUAAGGGCCUCCUGGUGGAGGGUAGCAGGUACCUGUGUGUGCGAGCGCGUGUAGGGGAGAGGUAGAGGAGAGGAGGAGAAAGAGAAGGACGAGGAGAGAAAGGAAGAGAGACAAAAGGUAUUAGGCUUACUUUAUAAUAACUCACUAUCAUGGUAAUCAGUCCAGUCCCACAAGAGUGAGAGUUUAUUCCCAAGAGAAAAACAUUAAUUCCUGGGGAACCAAGAAAACAGGUCUCAACAUGACUAUCCAUGGGGGAAAAUCACAUUCAAAUCAUAGCAAUGAAAAUGGCUAAUGAUGGAAGCAAAGAGCUAAUGAUGUUGAGUACAGUCCUCCGUCAGUCACUUCACUAAGAACAGUUACUUUUAACACGGAAGUACUCAGCAAAAAUUUUCCUUCAAAUUUUAAAAUUUAAUUAAAUUAUAGAUGGAUCAGAUUAUAUAUAUACAUAUAUAUAUACACACACACAUAUAUAAUAUAUGUAUCUGCUAAAGAGGCAGGCAGAGCAAAAAUACAUUUUUAAAGACAGAGGGAUAUUUGGGCAAGGUAGCAAGGUGUAAUCCCAGCACUUGGGAGGUCAAAGCAGAAAGGUUGCCAUGAGUUUGAGGCCAGCCUAUACUACAUAUGGAGUUCAAGACCAGCCUGGCCUAGACUACAUAGUGAGAUCCUGUUUCAGAAAACUAAGCAAACAAAAAUAAAAACACACCAACGGACUGAAGUAUGCAUGUGCUAGUUUUAUCCCCCCUUCAUUUCAUUUAUUUUAAGUAUGAUUUGCUUUACCCAGCUUUUAUAAGACAAACAGAAAUGGGAAUAAAUGACAGCGACACUUUGGAAAAUAGGACAACAAAAGUUCACACAUUGAAGUUUGACUUUACAUUUUCUGUGAUGUGCUAAAGUUAUUACUUGCCAUAGUUUUUUUAGGGAAGUUAUUUUUUAAGAUAUUUGAUUAUGUUGUAAGUUUAUUUUCCUAUACUUGGCUCAGAAAGUAUAGUAAGGUAUUUCUAUUCACUGAAUAAUAAAGUUAGUUGUUUGAGAAACCAGUA
Molecule: messenger RNA, 3022 nt
Organism: Cavia porcellus (domestic guinea pig)
Lineage: Eukaryota; Metazoa; Chordata; Mammalia; Rodentia; Caviidae
Exons: 5
Coding region: 1-750 (249 amino acids)
Source: RefSeq, a predicted model, not a curated record